Molecule: messenger RNA, 1503 nt
Organism: Monodelphis domestica (gray short-tailed opossum)
Lineage: Eukaryota; Metazoa; Chordata; Mammalia; Didelphimorphia; Didelphidae
Source: RefSeq, a predicted model, not a curated record
AUGGCUGAAAUAGCUGAAAACUUCAAGGAAGAGCUGACCUGCCCUGUGUGCCUGGACUACUUCAGCCGCCCAGUGACCUUAGGCUGUGGCCACAACUUUUGCCGACUCUGCCUCCUAAAGAAGUGGGGAGAAGUUGACCAACCCUGCCCUUGUCCUGAGUGCAGAAGAAGCUUCCUGAUAAGAGACUUUGAGAUCAACCAUCGACUAAGUAGGCUGUCUAAAAUGGCCAGAAAAAUUAGACCCUACUUAUUACAGCUGAAGAAAGAAAGCGCUGUGUGUGAGAGACACCAGGAGGAACAAAAGCUAUUCUGUAAGGAGGAUCAAACCCUUCUCUGUGUAUCCUGUGUCCAAACUCAGGAUCACAGUAAGCAUACAGUGUGCCCUAUAGAAAAGGCUGCUGAGUAUUCUAGGGACAAACUCCAGAAAACUUUGGAACUUCUUUGGAAAAAAGUGGAGUUAAUUCAGAACAUGUUGACUGAAGAGAGAGAAAAAAUGUUGACUUGGAAUGAACAGGCAGAUGCUUGGAGGGAGAGCACCAGAAUACAAUAUAAGAGAUUCUGUGAGUUCCUGAAAUAUGAGGAAAAGUGGCACCUUCAUCUCUUGAAAAUGGAUGAAAGUAAGAACAUGAAGAAUCUAAGAGCAAGUGAAGCCAGACUCUCUCAAUAUCUUCAGAAUUUAAAGAAGGUCAUUAUAGAACUUGAGCAAAAUGACCAAAAAACAGAUCUCCAGCUUUUGCAGGGAGUAGGAGGUCCAUUGGUGAGGAGUGAGUCCCUUUUGAGGCAUCAUCUAGAAACUACCAAUACUCAAGUAUCCAUGAUUCAAAUCACUGGAAUCUGGGAAAUGAUGAAAUUCUUCAGAGAGAAUGUGACAUUGGACACUGAAAGUGCCUGUCCCUAUCUUAUUGUGUCCGAAGAUAUGAAGACUGUCACCCAUGGAGGAUUUCAGAAGCAUAUACCAACUGGUCCCCACCAGUUUGAAGAUAGUAUUAUUUUGGGGGCUCAAAUCUUUACCUCUGGAAUGCACUACUGGGAAGUAUAUGUGGGAGAUAGUUGGGAAUGGUCAGUUGGUGUAUCUAUGACCAAGUUGGAGACCACUCUGCACAAAGGGCAGCUACCAGCAGUCUGGAUUCUAGGGCUGGGCCAGGGCGAUCUGGAGCAGAGGCUGGAGAUCAUCGGGGGCUCUGCUGGGGCAGGGCAGAAUUGGGAGAGUGAUCUGGGUCAAGCAGGUCUGGAGCAGAUGAAUGGAGGCAGGAGUGGGCAGCAAGAGCUGGGUGGACAGGGCCGGGACCAGCUUGGAAACUCAAGCCAAGGUGUGAAUUCAGUCCUGAAACUUCUAGCUAAAUCAGAGCCCAAGUCAACAAGUUUUAAGGAGUUUAUACCUUCAGGUGUGAACCAGAAAGAUGGAGCCAAGGAGGAGAGGGUGGGAAAAGGUGAAAAGCUGAAAGUGGACAGAGGAUCUUGGGAAGUAAACAAAUUCAAACAGAGAAAUCCUGAACACCCUUGA